Molecule: messenger RNA, 3774 nt
Organism: Rana temporaria (common frog)
Lineage: Eukaryota; Metazoa; Chordata; Amphibia; Anura; Ranidae
Gene: USP25
Product: ubiquitin specific peptidase 25
Exons: 24
Coding region: 143-3280 (1045 amino acids)
Biological process (GO): regulation of protein stability; protein deubiquitination
Cellular component (GO): nucleus; cytosol
Molecular function (GO): cysteine-type deubiquitinase activity; protein binding; cysteine-type endopeptidase activity
Source: RefSeq, a predicted model, not a curated record
AGGAGGCGGCGGCGGCGGUGGAGGAGAGGAAGCACAGCGGGCGGUUGCCGGGCUCUUCCAGGCUCAUGUCCCCGUCCGGCCGGCCUGAGCCCCGCGUAGUGUGCAGUGUGAGCCCCGGCGGGAGGGGAGGAGGAGCUGGGCCAUGACCGUGGAGCAGAAUGUCCUGCAGCAGAACUCCCAGAAGCAUCAGCAGACCUUCAUAAAUCAGCUACGGGAGAUCACUGGCAUUAAUGACCUACAGGUACUUCAGCAAGCAUUAAAAGACAGCAAUGGAAAUCUGGAGUUAGCGGUUGCAUUUCUUACAGCAAAUAAUGCAAAGCUCCCACAGCCAGAAGAAGCUACGUACUAUCAGACUGCGCUCCCCAAUAAUGACCGAUACAUCAGUGUGGGCAGCCAGGCAGACACAAAUGUGAUCGAUCUCACUGGUGAUGAUAAAGAUGACCUUCAGAGGGCAAUAGCAUUAAGCCUGGAGGAGUCAAAUAGAACGUUUAGGGAAACGGGCAUUACUGAUGAAGAACAGGCCAUCAGCAGGGUGUUGGAAGCCAGUAUAGCCGAGAAUAAGGCCAGUCUAAAACGCACCCACACCGAGGUUUGGAGUGACUCGCCCAAUCCCUAUGACCGGAAACGUCAAGACAACUGUCCGGUGGGAUUAAAAAAUGUGGGAAAUACUUGUUGGUUCAGUGCCGUCAUCCAGUCCCUCUUCAACCUGCUGGAGUUUCGCAGACUUGUUUUGAACUACAACCCCCCUGCAAGUGUUCAGGAUGUACCCCGAAACCAAAAGGAACACAGAAACCUGCCUUUCAUGCGUGAGCUGAGAUAUCUCUUCUCACUGUUGGUCAGUUCGAAGAGAAAAUAUGUCGAUCCUUCUAGAGCAGUAGAGAUUCUAAAGGAUGCCUUCAAGUCAAAUGACUCUCAGCAGCAAGAUGUAAGUGAAUUCACCCACAAACUGCUGGACUGGCUGGAAGACGCUUUCCAGAUAAAGGCAGAGGAGGAAAGGGAUGGAGAAAAGCCAAAGAACCCAAUGGUGGAGCUGUUCUAUGGGCGAUUCCUGGCAGCAGGUGUUCAUGAAGGAAAGAAAUUUGAAAACACGGAGAUGUUUGGUCAGUAUCCUCUCCAGGUGAAUGGAUUCAAAGACUUGCAUGAAUGUCUAGAGGCUGCCAUGAUAGAGGGAGAGAUUGAGUCAUUACAUUCAGAGAACUCAAGCAAGUCUGGUCAAGAGCACUGGUUCACAGAACUUCCACCUGUACUGACAUUUGAGCUGUCCAGGUUUGAGUUUAAUCAAGCUUUGGGAAGGCCUGAGAAAAUCCACAACAAGCUAGAGUUUCCACCAUGUCUGUACAUGGAUAGGUAUAUUCACAAAAACAGGGAAAUUACCCGGAUCAAACGAGACGAGAUCAAAAGGCUCAAAGAUCACCUAACAGUUUUACAGCAGCGGCUAGAAAGGUAUUUAAGUUAUGGCUCUGGCCCUAAACGGUUUCCUCUGGCCGAUGUGUUGCAAUAUGCUCUGGAGUUUGCAUCCAGCAAACCUGUCUGCACUUCCCCUGUGGAGGAUAUUGAUACAAGUGCUCCACCUAGUGGUCCCAUGGUCACACAACCCAUGCAAAGCACAAUGGAACAUCAAGGGCCUUCUUCAUCCAGUGAGCCUCAGUCCAACCAGCGCUCCGUUAUUCACAAACCGUUCACCCAGUCCAGAAUACCUCCAGAUCUACCUAUGCACCCAGCACCGCGCCAUAUUACAGACGAGGAGCUGACAGUAUUAGAAGGGUGUUUACACCGCUGGAGGACGGAGGUGGAAACUGACACUAGAGAUCUACAGGACAGUAUCGGUAGAAUACACCGGACGAUAGAACUCAUGUACUCCGACAAGCUGAUGACACAAGUUCCAUACAGGUUACAUGCAGUGUUGGUCCAUGAAGGCCAGGCUAACGCGGGACACUACUGGGCAUAUAUUUUUGACCACAAUGAGAAGAGGUGGAUGAAAUAUAAUGACAUCUCAGUUACUAAGUCUUCAUGGGAAGAGCUAGAGCGGGAUUCCUUCGGAGGGUACAGAAAUGCCAGCGCCUACUGUUUAAUGUAUAUAAACGAGCAUGAACAGCACCUAAUACAAGAGGAAUAUGACAAGGAGACAGGACAGGUGCUGUCCGGGAUGGACACCUUACCUCCUGAUUUAAAGGAAUUUGUCAAAGAAGACAACAGACGGUUUGAAAAAGAGCUUGAGGAAUGGAACAAGGAACAGCUCCGGAAAGCCGAGCAAGAGAAGAUGCUGAUUUCUCAGAAGACCAUAAAACCGCCUCCAGCUUCUGUGUCUGGUCCUGUAAAAGAGCCCGAGUACUUGGAGCAGCCUACGAGAGCGGAGCUGCCUGAGGAGUCAAUGGAGGAAACCACCAAUGCCAUCUCACAGGCAGCAACGGAGUCUGAAGACAAAGGCCCAGAGGCAGUCCUGCAAACGGCCAUCAAAACGGAGUAUGCACGGUUAUUGAAACUAGCACAAGAGGAUCCCCCUCCAGAGACAGAUUACCGGUUACAGCAUGCGGUCGUUUACUUCAUCCAGAGCCAGGCGCCAAAGAAAAUCAUUGAGAGGACCCUGCUUGAGCAGUUUGCUGAUCGCAACCUGAGUUUUGAUGAACGUUGCCGCAACAUCAUGAAAGUGGCCCAGGCGAAGCUUGAAAUGAUAAAACCUGAUGAGGUUAAUAUGGAAGAAUACAUGCGCUGGCACAAGGAGUACAAGAGUUUCCGGGAGGCAACAAUGUACAUCUUGAUUGGAUUGGAGCUGUUUCAGAACAAAAGCUAUGUUGAAGCAUUGCUCUACCUUAUCUUUGGCUACCAGUUUAACAAGGAGCUGCUGUCCAGAGGCCUGUAUAGAGGACACGAUGAGGAGCUCAUAUCACAUUAUCGCAGAGAGUGUUUGCUGAAACUAAAUGAGAAAGCGGCAAUCAUGUUUGAGUCUGGAGAAGUAGAGCAAGUGUGUAAUGGCCUGACUUUGAUGAAUGAACUUCUAGUACCGUGCUUGCCCAUGCUGCUGAUUGAUGAAAUGGAGGAAAAGGACAUCAUUGCUGUAGAAGACAUGAGGAAUCGUUGGUGUUCAUACUUGGGGCAAGAAAUGGAGCCUUCUUUGCAAGAAAAGCUUACAGACUUCCUGCCAAAGCUGCUGGAUUGUUCAACGGAAAUUAAAGGCUUCAACGACCCGCCAAAGCUACCCAUCUUUUCCACGCACGAGCUGUGUGAACGAUUUUCCCGAAUUAUGUUGUCACUUAGCCGAACUCCAGCUGAUGGGAGAUAAUUUAUGCACCUUCUCACGCACAUUGUAUAGACUUUUUUUUCUUUUUAGUUUUUUUUUAACUCAUGCCUUCCCGUGACAAGGUUUGCUUUGUUGCUGCUAUAGUUUUUAACUUUUUUUUAUGUUACAAACUGCUAAAGACAAAAUGACUGUACAGACUUUUAGCCAGACUGCAAACCCAGCUGAGAAACGCAUGGCCCUCGGCUUCCAUUUUAAACAGAAACAAUGCAACCAAAAUAUUGAUGGCGAGACCGCUUUGCCACUUUUCUGUGACAGUAUUAAAUAGCUUUUACCUACAAAAACCUCAUUUUAUCAACCGCUUUUUUAUUUUAAUUUUUCUCCCCUUUUCUUCUUAGAGUAUGAGUUUAUUCUUUGUGACAGCAGCCAUUUUAAUUAUCUGGUGCCAUGUUCGACAAUGUGGCUCCUGGUAGCUUGUAAAUGAAAUUGAAGAAUAAAGUUUUAUUUAUGGCUACUUCCUGUUUGCAAAAAAAAAAAAA